CUUGUGGCUUGUUGACCACGGUGACCGUCGUCGCCAUCGCGCCUCUCGUUGCUCUCGUUUGUACUCUUCUCUACCAAGGAUACCGAUGUCGAAUUCUCGACACAGAUACACCCAACAAGAGGACGAGCACCUUGUCGAAUACUUGGCGACUCAAGCUAUCGGCUUCCAGGCUACGAGAGGCAACCAGCUCUACAUGAAACUGGUGGAUGACGUGCAAAAAUGGCCAUGGGCAAAAUCACGUAGCUGGCAGUCUUGGAGAGACAGAUACGUCAAGAAUCAGGAUACUUUCAAUAUAUCUAUCAAGCGUUAUCGGAAGAAGAUGGCAGUGGGCAAGGAAUUUGCAGUGAUCAACCUUGGAAAGAGGGAGCACGAGUCCGACAAGGAUGUCGCGGUGAAGAGACCGAAGUUCACGGAUAGUCGCGAUGAGGCACAGGAAGACAACGACCGGACGAAGGAUAAGGCUAGAUCAGAAGCGUUGCCGUCAACUAAGCAAGCAGUCACGGUCAGGCCGUUGCAUUCAGAGGAUAGUGGGAGCGGUCGCAGAGAGCCGACUACCGUUCAGAAGGAGGUGUCGAAGGCGAAAGAUUCCACAAGCAAGAUGCCUGUGUCGUUGUUCACUCAAGAGUCUGAUGAGGAGUCUGACAGCCAAGAAACGCCAGGUCCAGACGAUUACGGCGGCGAAAUAUUCGGGGAUGAUGUGCAGGAGCAGGUCAUUGAACAGGCCAUGGAUACGGAGCUGGGCAUCAAUUCUGAUCACGAUCCAGCGGAUGUGAACGAGGUCGCAGAGUUACUCACGCCUUCGCAAUCCAAAAUUUCGCAUAAAAUACUUCCGUCUCCUCGCCUUAUCUACCCCGAUAUAUCCCAGCUGCCCUCUCCUCAUUUACGUACCAAGGAGGACCCUCCCCCUGCCGCAUCCAACUCCGAUUCCAAAUCCAUGACGAAGCAAGAUCAUCUUCCGCGUCCUCUCAACCGACCCCUUCGCAAACGUCAUCCUAGCUCAGAUUCGGGGUUCUUUGAGUCACCUGUGUCGUCUUCUCGCGCUCCCUCUCCACAGCGAGUACGCCAGCUCCCUUGUCUCACAGAAGGUCCAUUUGGUGGCCAUCGACUCGCCAGUGGCAGAAAACGUGGAGGAUCGAGUUCUGAUUCUGAUUCUGAGCCUAAAGAGACUUGGCCCCCGGUGAGGGGCAAGGCGAAGAGGAGACUGACUGCUUUGGAGAAGGGAAAGGGGAAAACGACGGAAGAAGCAGUGACCUCGGAAGCCGUACCAUUUAGUUCGCCAUUUUUGAACCAACGGCCUUCAUCUCGACAUGCUAUCGAUAGGUAUAAUUCAGUGGACAAAUUGUCGUCCUCGCUUCCGCCCUUCCCUGAGCGACUACAGCACGUUCUCCCUUCUAUUCCACGUAAUGUUGGAUCUUCUAACCCGCGUCCGCGGUCCCUAGUAGCUCCUUCCGACGAUGGCGAUGAAGAAACAAUGUCUAAACUCUUGAGUGAUGGCAAUCCCUUUGUUGUCCCUCCGGCGCCGGAAAAGCCUGUCCCCUUCCUUGAUCUAUGCUCUAUAACGAAGAAACCACCCCAGCGACGAUAUACCCUCGCUGCACCUGCACCUCCUCGAAUUGAUCUACGGAAGGAGGCAUUCAAGCGGGCGUCGCGAAAGUCGUUGCCGGGAACAUCAAUUUCAGCGCCUGUCCUUAUCAAGGACUCGAUGACUGAACUUGGAAGAUCACUGAUGCGUAGCUGGACGAGACGAUUCGGAUUACCUGAAGAUCGCGUGAGGAAAGUGUGGGAAGAGGAGCUGUCGAUAGAGAACACGGAGAAGCGGUUGCAGCACGUCAAACACGAGCAUGAGAAAAGUCUGACGCCUACGAAGAGGGUCAAGAAAAAGUCUGCGCCGAGGAUGGAUAUCGACGUGCUGCCUGACAAUGAGGAUAUCAAUGGAUACGAGCCGCCGUAUUUGUCCAGGGCGCGCAGGUUUGCGAAACUGUCCAAGCAAGGGAGGGUAAAGGAGGCAUUGGACCGGGAUCGAUGGUUAGCGAGUGAGGGUCGUGUGAAGAGCAAGAGUCCUUUGAAGAAGGUGUCGCCGUUAUGGGGCAAGACAGAGGAUGAACUCCUGCUCAACGUGAAUACCCACAAUGCGAACUCGCUGCGGGAGCUUGAGAAAAAGGUUGGGUAUGCUUUUAUGCUGGAGAAGGUUCGUGAUGUUGCUUUGUUGAAUCUGGCGUGAACAUUGUGUUAUGUAUCUGGAUUGUGGUUUCAUUAUUGGGCUGAAUGGAUGAAUCUGCAAAGUUCGCUGGUGACUAUUUGAGGUUCUAUCGGAUGGCGGUUAGUUUUUCUACCUGUUAUUCGGCAAUUCAUGCACGUUCGAUGUUAGCACCAUUUCUCCUGCAAUACAGAUGCACGAUUAUUUUUGUUC
Guyanagaster necrorhizus is the source of this 2410-nucleotide messenger RNA. RefSeq lists its product as uncharacterized. The transcript has 4 exons. The coding region runs from base 86 to 2221 and encodes 711 amino acids. The record is from RefSeq and is a predicted model, not a curated record. Lineage: Eukaryota; Fungi; Basidiomycota; Agaricomycetes; Agaricales; Physalacriaceae.